Messenger RNA from Fragaria vesca subsp. vesca, 1011 nucleotides. Its product is annotated as probable ribosome biogenesis protein RLP24-like. Gene Ontology annotation, biological process: ribosomal large subunit biogenesis. The record is from RefSeq and is a predicted model, not a curated record. The coding region runs from base 188 to 679 and encodes 163 amino acids. Gene Ontology annotation, cellular component: nucleolus. NCBI's taxonomy places the organism in Eukaryota, Viridiplantae, Streptophyta, Magnoliopsida, Rosales, Rosaceae. The transcript is spliced from 5 exons.
GGCUUGAUUGACAUACUUGCCCGAUUCAGUUAAACAAACUUGGGCCAGUACCACACAAAAUCGAGGCCCAAAUACUCACCGCUGUCGCUAAACCCUAAAUAUCAAACCUGGCUGCUCCCUUGUUCAGGUUCUCUUCCAUUCUCUCCUACAGAAGCUGCAGAUAAAAAUCCUGUAAUAAGGGGAGACAAUGAGGUUGGAGAAGUGCUGGUUCUGUUCUUCAACUGUAUAUCCUGGGCAUGGUAUUCAGUUUGUUCGUAAUGAUGCAAAGAUUUUUCGAUUUUGUAGAUCUAAAUGCCACAAGAACUUUAAAAUGAAGAGAAAUCCUCGCAAGGUGAAGUGGACUAAGGCGUACAGGCGGUUGCGUGGAAAGGAUAUGACACAGGAUUCAACAUUUGAGUUUGAGAGAAAGAGAAAUAGGCCUGAGAGAUAUGACAGGAAUCUUGCAGAAAACACACUGAAGGCCAUUAAGAAGAUUGAUAAGGUUAGAGUCGACAGAGAGGCGAAGCACCACGAGAAGAGGAUGAAGGGCAGGAAAACCAAGAUAGGAGAUCAAGCAAGAAAGGAAUUGAUACAGAGCAUCAACAUGGUCCAAGCUCCCGAUUCGAUUCGACAAGAUCGAUCAGAAAAAAUCAAGGUCCCAAAGCAAGUGGAACAAACCGCAAUGGAGGUGGAGGAGUAAUUUUAUUAUUGGAUGCCAGUUUUGAACCGUCUUAUUUUUAGCCAGCUUCAGGUUGUAUUGUGCAUCUAUCUAUCUGUGUUUUCCUGUUCUUGUAUUCACUUACAUUUCAUUCAGUAUGAAGUUGAUGAUUUUAGUUAUGUUUUCUUGAUCCGGGAUAGAGAUUGAUCAUGAAAUGUGAUAUAGAAGUUAUUCAGAUUUGAAAAAUUGGGAACUUCUAAUGUUGGCUUUAUAGUAGAGCUUUCUGCAGUGGAUUGCCAAUUGUCAACGCAAGACCUUUGCGUCUUUAUUCAUGCGGAAUUUGAAUUUGUGCUAAUUGUUGAAAUUGAUGUGUU